GGCAUGUAACGCCACUGCAGUGUGUUUAUCUCCAAUGAGCCUUAUUAGCGAAUACACCGCAGUUUUAUUGGUACCAUUCAAACCUACCGACAUGAUCUUUAAGGAAUAACCGCAGCGCAGUGCUUUUCUAAUCAUCUACGUCAGGAAUACCGUUUUAAUUCGUGUUAUGGGAUCGAAAGGCUCGCUAGGCCGAUGGACCGACUGUAACGUCAAAUUGAAAACGCUGCGGUAUUUUGCAGCUUUGCUGAAACGCCAAGCUCCGGUCUGGUGUAGGUAAAAAAAAGUAACAAAAAAAAACAUGCCAGGGAAACUGAAGGCCAAAAUUGUGGCGGGCAGACACCUGCCCGUCAUGGACCGUGCAAGUGACCUCACUGACGCCUUUGUUGAGGUGAAGUUUGGAAACACAACUUUUAAAACUGAUGUGUAUCCCAAGUCUCUGAAUCCCCAAUGGAAUUCAGAGUGGUUUAAGUUUGAGGUGGAUGAUGAGGAUUUGCAGGAUGAGCCAUUACAGAUAACUGUUCUGGAUCAUGAUACAUACAGCGCUAAUGAUGCGAUAGGGAAAGUUUACAUCGACAUUGAUCCACUACUUUCCAGUGAAGCUGCUACAGUCAUCUCUGGCUGGUUUCCCAUCUACGAUACCAUACAUGGUAUAAGAGGGGAGAUCAAUGUGCUAGUUAAGGUGGAACUUUUCAAUGACCUGAACCGAUUCAGACAGUCUUCCUGUGGAGUCAAGUUCUUCUGUACCACAUCUAUUCCACGAUGUUACCGUGCUGUGAUGGUUCAUGGCUUUGUGGAGGAGCUGGUAGUAAAUGAGGAUCCAGAGUACCAGUGGAUUGACCGCAUCCGAACCCCACGAGCUUCCAAUGAGGCCCGUCAAAGACUCAUCUCUCUUAUGUCAGGUGAACUCCAGAGGAAGAUUGGUCUGAAAGUUCUUGAGAUGGGUGGGAAUGCAGUGGUGGGCUACCUGCAGUGUUUUGACCUGGAAGGGGAAUCUGGCCUUGUUGUUCGUGCCAUCGGCACUGCCUGCACACUCGACAAACUCAGCAACACAUACACACCUGCAACAGCCAUAAACCCUUGUAACUCAUCUCCGUCAAAAGAUAUAAAAGACUCUCCGCAGGCUGUUCCUUCUGCUCUUGGAUGUCGCUCCACUCACAGCAGUCCGGUUCACAGUGCAAGCAGCCGUCUCUCUCAGGGCUUCUCCGUUUCUGUGCCAACCCUGCUGUUCGCCGGUAUGAAACACAGACACAGGAGCUCAGACGGCCCCAGAGCCAGGCAGUGUAGGGCGGGUUUUGGGGAGGAGGCCCCUGGUGUCCCGUUGUCCUCCGGACCCCCCACCCCUCUGAGAGCCCAAACCUUCUCCUCCUUCUCCCCUUCCAAGUCCUACAGCCGCCAGUCCUCUUCCUCUGACACGGAGCUCAGCCUUACCCCCAAAACUGCAAGGAUUUGUCUGUCUCCCAGUUCUCCUACCCUUCAAUCUAAAUCUUCACCCAUUCCCACUACUAAGGCCCUCAGGAGUACAACUCCUCCCCCUCUCCAUGUGAGCCAGUCAGACACAGCCAUGCUGAGAAAGAGCGUGUCCUUCAGUGAGGACCUGUUACUGGCAGCCUCCGGUAUGGGCAGUGGUGGCAGUGCUGGGAAGGAGGCAGGGCCUCUUAAAGCACUUUUAAGGCAGCAGACUCAAACAGCUUUGGAGCAGAGGGAGUUUCCCUUCUUCACCUUGACCAGUUUCCCUCCUGGUUUUCUGCUUCAUGUGGGUGGGGUGGUCAGCGCACGAUCGGUCAAGCUUCUGGAUCGAAUCCACAACCCUGCCUUGGGUAACACCAGAUCAUACAAACUGCUAGACUGGAAUAGUUUCACCGCAGAUGAGCCUGAGACACGAGAUGCUUGGUGGGAGGAGAUCCGUCAGGAGAUAAAGUCUCACGCUAAAGCUCUGGGCUGUCACGCUGUGGUGGGCUACAGCGAGUCCACCAGCAUCUGUGAGGAAGUGUGUAUUCUCUCAGCGUCGGGCACUGCUGCUAUCCUCAGCUCCCGCUUCAUGCAGGACAGCGCCCUGGACACAGAACACAGGUUGUCACGGCAACAAGCGUCUGUCUUUACCUCAGGGGCAGAGAAGGGCGAGGGUGAUAUGGGUAGUACAGCCUCAUUAGGGUUUGAAGACCUGAUGUCCCCUGGUUGUGCGUUUUGUCACAUCCCAUAUGAUGAAUUGAACAUGCCAUUUCCCGCUCAGCUCACAUACUGCCACUGCUGUCGGCGCUAUAAAGUCCCUGAUGUGCUCUUCACUACUAUAGACCUGCCUACUGAAGCCAAUGUUACCGGCAAGGGUUGCCUUAUACAGGCCAGGUUGUGUCGGACUAAAAAGAAGGCUCAGGGGGAGGGCAAUGCCACAGCCAUUAGUAACUUGUUGCCCUUUCUGGAGUACGAGCUGCACACACAGCUGAUGAACAAGCUGAAGCUGCGCAGCAUGAAUGCACUGUUUGGCUUGCGCAUCCAGAUCAGUGUGGGAGAGAACAUGCUGCUAGGCCUGGCUUCAGCUACAGGGGUUUAUCUAACAGCGUUGCCCAGUCCAGGAGGGAUCCAGAUAGCAGGAAAGACCCCCAGUGACAUCACGUAUGAACAACACAUCUCAAACAUGCAAAAGAAAAUCAAUGACACCAUUGCCAAAAACAAAGAGCUCUAUGAGAUCAACCCUCCGGACUUGGUUGAAGAGGUGAUUGGCUCUCCGAUCCCUGAACCCCGGCAGCGUUCCCGCCUCUUUCGCUCUCACUCAGAGAGCUCAGAUGAAGUGUCAGAGUUAGACUUGUCUCAUGGAAAGAAAGAUGCCUUUGUUCUGGAGAUUGAUGACACGGAUGCUGUUGAAGACAUUCACUCCCUCCUUACUGAUGCCCCAACGCCUCCAGGGUUUUACAGCUGCAACACUGAAAUCAUGCCUGGGAUUUAUAACUGGACUUCAGCUUUACAGAUGUUUACGUCCGUGAGGGUCUUUCGUCUCAGCAAUGUAAAUCUGACUAAUCAGGGCCUGAAUAAGGUCUUCAAUGACCUCUGUGAGAACCUGCUUAAGAGUCUGUACUUCAAACUGCGCUCCAUGGUGCCCUGCUGCCUCUGCCAUGUGAACUUUACUGUUGCUGUGCCUGAAGAUGAGCUUAUACAGGUGGCAGUGACAGCUGUUGCUAUGAGCUUUGAUAAAGAUCAGACACAGGAGAAUGGCAGACAAAGUAUAGACAAGAAUCUUAUGAAAGCGAUUACAGAAAAUGAAGAUCAGCUUCAGUUCCCUCUAGAGCUCUCUGCUGAAUCCUCCUCCAAUCCCCUCAACUCUGCUAAAGGUUUGUCUGAGGUUUCAGGCCCCCUGCCGAGUGCACGAGCCCCCUCAGUUGAUUACAGUUCCUUUACAGAUAGAUGCAGCUCCUGGAUAGAGCAGCUUAGACUGAAAGCUCAUACCAUAAGAUGCGGAUCAAUUAAAACAAUGUCAUCCCUAGAGAAAGCAAGUCCAUUGCCGGAGGGUCGUUCUCGUUCUCUCAGGUCAAAUCGCUCCUACGCCGGUAGUUCAGUCACAGUGGUCAAGAUGACCCCACUCUCUUUUAUUCCCGGAACGAAAAUAAUCAAGUACCUCGGCAUCAUUAACAUGUUCUUCAUCAGGGAGACCACUUCACUACGAGAGGAGGGUGGUGUGAGUGGGUUCCUGCAUUCGUUUAUCGCUGAGGUUUUCGCUAUGGUACGAGCCCAUGUAGCUGCUCUUGGUGGAAAUGCUGUUGUGUCCUACAACAUGAAGGAGUGUGUGUUUAUGGAGAAUCCUAACAAGAACCAGGCUCAGUGCCUUAUCAAUGUGAGUGGAGAUGCUGUGAUCUUCGUUCGAGAGUCUGAGCUUGAGGCAACUCCUCCACAGCCACAUUCAGCAAGUGCACAGACCUCCAGCAGUGGAGAGGGAACGUGAAGAUUCACAAGCAGACACACACCCUCUAUAACCUUAAACACAUGUACACUCCAAGUCUAGAAGAUUUAGUGUCUGUCUCUGCAGAUCCAAGCAGACUUCCAAAGAUGAAUAAAGAAAAGUGAACUUUUUCCCAGGUGAACUCAUAUAGAUUGAUUGGCAGAGUGGCAUACUUUGUAUAAAUAUUUCUCGUCCAUGUUGAUACAAUGUCGUUACGAGCUUUUACUGAAAGCCUUUUUGCAAGGAAAAUCGCCAUGCUUUUAUUUAUCGGCCAUGUUUGUAGACAUUCCGUUCAUCCAAGAGAAGACCGAGGCAGCUAAGAGAUGUGACGUUUGAGUGUAUGAGUCUGCAAAGAAUGUCCAAGUGUCAACGUUGAGAGUCUUUCAGUGGCCAUCUUUUAUUAUUCCACCAAAGGAAUGAAGUAAACACAUGCACUCAUGCUUACGUCCUGUUCAGCGUGCUGAACACAAAACUCCUGCCAUGCUUAGUGUCAUUUUAGACAUCUCUCAUGAUGUACUACUACUGAUCAUAUUUCAAUCAUGUAAAAAUGCUGGAAAUAUUUUUUUUUUCUAUUUUUAAACCAUGUGCCAGAUUGGCUGCAUUUUCUGUAAAAAAAAAAAAAAAAAAAGGAAAAAAAGAAAAAGCAGUUUGGGAUUAACCCUCACUGAUCAUAGUUUCUUAUUCUUGCAUGUGCAAUGCCAGCUAGUUCUUUCCAUACUUAUAUAUGAGGGCAGAGGGAUGCCAAAGCAAAGUGCCCAGGAAAGACUUGAAUGUACAGAUGGAGGUGAACAGAAGGCCGUUGGCUUGAAGAGGCUGGCAGCUUGCUGAAACCUCUGCUCAUUUAUGGACUGAUGGUCUACAGUGUAUGUCUGUCUGUCUGUUUGCCUGAGGACAAAUCAAAUGGUGCAGAGUAAUUAAAAUAUCUAUGUUAAUAACUGG
Molecule: messenger RNA, 4867 nt
Organism: Pygocentrus nattereri (red-bellied piranha)
Lineage: Eukaryota; Metazoa; Chordata; Actinopteri; Characiformes; Serrasalmidae
Gene: c2cd5
Product: C2 calcium dependent domain containing 5
Exons: 30
Coding region: 299-3931 (1210 amino acids)
Biological process (GO): intracellular protein transmembrane transport; positive regulation of D-glucose transmembrane transport; positive regulation of protein targeting to membrane
Cellular component (GO): plasma membrane
Molecular function (GO): calcium-dependent phospholipid binding; calcium ion binding
Source: RefSeq, a predicted model, not a curated record